Molecule: messenger RNA, 750 nt
Organism: Pectinophora gossypiella (pink bollworm)
Lineage: Eukaryota; Metazoa; Arthropoda; Insecta; Lepidoptera; Gelechiidae
Product: regucalcin-like
Exons: 4
Coding region: 1-750 (249 amino acids)
Biological process (GO): L-ascorbic acid biosynthetic process
Molecular function (GO): calcium ion binding; enzyme regulator activity; gluconolactonase activity
Source: RefSeq, a predicted model, not a curated record
AUGGUGUUGCCAGUAGCCAACAGCACCCGACUCCUGGUCAGCAGCAAGUCGCAGGUGUUCCUGCUAGACUGGGCUUCCCCUGGGAAGCCCUCCAUGCAGCUGUUGGCAGACCUCGCGCCACUGCAACCCGGCACUAUUCUCAACGAGGGCAAAGCGGACGCCCGCGGCAGGCUGUGGGCAGGCACGAAAGGCCCGCAGAGCGGCGACAGAGUAGAGAUCGAUCAAGGCGCCCUCUACAGCCUGGAGCCCCCUUGUUACCAGCCGCAAGUGCAACUCAAACCGGUGACUCUCUCAAACGGCCUCGUGUGGUCACUCAACAACUCUGUACUCUACUACAUCGACUCCUACACUAACAGGAUAGACGCGUUCGACUUUGACUUGGAAUGGGGACGGAUAAGUAAACGUCGUACAAUUUUAGACAUUUCUCAGUGGGGGUACGACGAUGGUAUCCCCGAUGGUAUGACCAUCGACCGCGACGGUUUGCUCUGGGUUGCCAUAUUUAUUCAUGGUAUGGUGAUACGCGUCGACCCCGAUGUCGGGCGAGUAGUAAACAAGUACGACCUGCCGGUUCUGCGGGCGACCUCGAUGACGUGGGCGGGGCCUGACCUCGAGGAACUCGUGGUGACCACGUCUCGCCGCAACCUCCUCCACAACCAGGUGGCCGCGGCGCCGCUCAGUGGCACCCUCAUCGCGUUACAGAACCUCGGCACAGGUGGCGUACCCGACCACAAAUUUGUCUUCGACACGUAA